Entelurus aequoreus (snake pipefish) is the source of this 6294-nucleotide messenger RNA. It is a transcript of the gene ripor3, whose product is annotated as RIPOR family member 3. The record is from RefSeq and is a predicted model, not a curated record. Lineage: Eukaryota; Metazoa; Chordata; Actinopteri; Syngnathiformes; Syngnathidae.
GAGACGCAAAGUCCAACAAAAAAAAGAUGGAAAGAAGUUGACAGAAGAGGAGGAAAGAUUCCAAAAAGUAGGAGUGGUCGAUAUGGGAGAGGAGGAAGAGGAAGAGUGGGAGGGAUGAGGUGGAACAGAAAGUGGCGAGGAAGCACAGCUGAGAGUGGACAAAAGUGAAGCGUCUUUCGCUUCUGCUAUCAGCACAUAGCAGACAUACACACACGCUAUGAUUACAACGCACUGGCCCAAGAGCUCCUCGACAGUCCAAGAUGAGACUUCUGAGCUGAGGAAGUGUUGGAUGUGGGACUAAUUUCUUCUUUUUCUUCUUCUCCAUGCACACAGGAUGUCAGUAAAGCUGCGAUUCGACUCGCCCGCCUAUGGAAGUUCAGUCCAGCGGAGUCGCUCCUUCACUGGGUUCAACUCUCUGACGGGACGACGGCGGCCUUCCUCCGUGCGGAACUCUCUGCGCUCCAAAGUCGUGUCUGGGGGAAAAACUCCACGAGCUUCUUUGUCUCCCAGAAGAGGAUUUGGAUCCAUCUGGUCCCUGCAGCCAGAAGAGGUGGACCAAGUCUUCCAGGCGCUCUGCAAAGGCCUCAGAGAGCAUGUGCAGUGCCACCAGGCUGAGAUAGACUUCCUGUCUUCACGCCAGAGAGAGAGUAAAAGAAACUCCAGAUUGGCCUUUCUCUACGACCUGGACAAGGAGAUACGAGCCCAGGAAAGACACGUACGAAGGCUGGAAUUCCAAAUCAGCAAGGUGGACGAGCUCUACGAGAACUACUGCGUCCAGUGGCGCCUGUGUCAGGGAGUUGUCAACAUGAAACGAGCUUUCUCGCUCUCGCCGUCCUCCAGGGCGUCCAGAGAGAGUCUUUUGGAGCUGGGGCGCAACCACAGACACAGUGUGCAGGACAUGUCAGCCAUGGAGAGCGAGCUGGAGGUCCUACUGGGAGAGCUGCACGUCAAAAUGAAAGGUCUGAUCGGCUUUGCUCGACUCUGCCCCGGCGACCAGUAUGAGGUUCUGCUGCAAUUGGGCCGCCAGCGCUGGAAGAUCCGAGGCAAGAUUGAAAGUGACGAUGUCCAGUCUUGGGACGAAGAGGAGAUGGUCUUCCUCCCGCACAUCAACCACAACUUUGAGAUUAAGGUAUCAGAGGCCAAGGGUUUGGGCUGGCUACUGGUUGGUACGGUAACCUGUGCCAGCGCUCAUUUCUUUGUGGCUAGUCCUCAGCUGAUGUUGGUGGACAUCACCGAGCUGGGAACCAUCAAACUGCAGCUGGAGGUCACCUGGAAUCCGUUGGACAGCGCUGAGAGGCUGGGUCCUUUGUCCAUCAGCAAACAGUUGGGGUCCAGCAGGAAAACUUCUGUGCAGAGUUGGACUGCACCGAGCACGCCCUCCUUCUCUGAAAAGUACUUCCUGUCCAUGGUCCGUGAGAUGCAGGAUGGCGGUGCUUCUGUCCCGUUCCCCAUGUCUAAGAAAGACAGGGGAGACAUGUCCCUGCUGAGCUACCUCUCCCAGUCGUCCAUCGCGUCAAAUUUCAGCCAACCAAGUCCAGCUCUCCUCAGCCGUGACACCAGUCUGGGAGGUAGUCGGACUCAUGUUUCGCUGGAGGAGGAAGGGGAGGACGCCCUGAAGGAAACGGAGAAGAGGAAGAGUCUCGGUGAGGAGGGGGAGGAUGGGGAGAAGACAUGGACUGGGGAGUAUGCUGCUCAGCGUACAAGAGCUUCUGGGAUGUACCUGCAGAGGUGCAGCACCCCCGACAUCCUCAAAGCCAACACAGAUCCAGAGCUGGAGACCGAGGGCUCCGAGCCUCAUCAGAGUUCUGUCGGCGAGCAGGACGCCUCCCCCGCCGCGCCCCCGGCUGCCACGCACCCCCCGGCAGCUGCUGAGGCGCCUGAGUGGGAGGGUCAGAGCAAAACCCAGGAGCAGGCACUGCGACUGGGAUUGCUGAUUGCGGACCUUGAGGGAACCUUGCAGAACCAGUCCAGCUAUGAGAAGGAGCUAAGAGUCCUGAACCAGCAGAUAGUUCACCUGGCCACCAUACUGAGGAAUGACCUGUCUCUGAUGAGAAGCUCGUCAUCAGAAGACACCUUGGCUGUUGCGGAAGUUCUCUGCAGCUUUGACUUCCUGUCACAUGACGUCAACGCGGACGAUGAAACUUCUGGGUGAGUUGCUGCGCAAGGAGGCAUUAAAAAGCAACAAACACAGCAAACCUUUUUCUCCUCAAACAUUGUGACUUGUCUAAGUAGGGCUUGUGAGGAAGAGUUGCUCAUUGCUCCUCUGACUUGUGGGAACUGUGGUCUAGAUCAGGCUCUGGAGAUUCACCUGGACACCUGCUGCAUCUUACUUCAGACGCUCCAGAGGAGCCACUUAAGUGCCGCCAGGAGAGAUCUACUAGAGGACGUGUCUCUUCAGGCCGACAUUGUGCAGCAAAUCAGCUGUUUGCUGCUGGAGAAGAAAGACGAUAUCUCUACAAGAGAGUUGCUGCUGGAGGCUGACAGGGGGUUGCUGCACUUCUGGGAGGACUGCCUUAGUGACACCACAUCGCCAUUCUGCUGCCGCUCGGACGACUUUGUCACAGCGCUCAAGAAGAACUACUCUCACAAAGUCAAGUCCAAGGUCAGGGUCAAGCAGCCAGGACACUCGGAAAGAGUGUUCAGUGGGCUGGUGCAGGAGGUACAGGCGGCCAGCAGGGCGGCGCUGUGGCCUCCCCAGCUGCUGUGCAGCUCGGACAAGGUGAGCGUUUUCCAGCUGUCUCUUUACCUGCGACGCUGCAACAUCAGCACGCUGGGAGAACAUGUGACCCGCCUCUCCAAGGAAGAGUACUUUCUGUCCGCCAUGAGGGGACCCAAGCGGAGGCGAGCGUUAAACAGGAUGAGGGGGCGUGGCAUCGCAGAGCUCCUCCCACUGGGACGCACACUGCAGACGCUUGCAGGGCUGCAGCUGGACGCCAACAACAAAGUGUGCAAAGCUGCAGCGGAGUGCCUGCGACGGGGCGCCGGCUGCGGCGCGUUCCGCUCUAAGGCGGUGGUUUACUACACGGAGAGUUUGAGGAGCACCGACGUUCAAAUCCAGCUAAGCUCCUGUUUGGCGCUCAAACGUUUGAUGGCCACAGAGAGCGUGGACCACAUCGCAGAGCUGUGGAGGUCAGCUGAUGAUGACGUCCGUAGCGCCGUCAAGGAGGCAAUUCUGUCUUUUGGUGGCAAAGGUCACGAGGCCUUCCAGAGGUUGGAGCAUAUGGACAUGUUAAUGCAGGAGGAGUUCUACCAGAACCUGGAGACCGAGAUCACCGUCCUAUAGGAACAACUUUCUUGUGUUUCCUCUGUGUUUGUGUGGACUGACAAAGAACAACAAGCACAUGAGAGCAAAAAGGAUGCAUUUUUAAAGAUGAUUAACAGCAUGCUAUUUUUUUUGUCAAACACUAUUUAUAGGCUUUUUAUUUUGACACUUCUUGUUAAACCCAAAGUGUAUUUUGAAAGCCUGACAAAAAGGAACACUUGGGUUUUGACAUCGCAGAGAUACAGAAAAUAACUGUCGAAAGUUACUUAGUCACGUUGAAUGUGGAAGCUACGGGGACAAGCGGUAGAAAAUGGAUGGGAUGGAUGGGUAGGUGUGUGUUUGGGGUCCGUGUACCUUCCGUUCAUUCUAUUCCCAAUUCUUAAAUGCUAAUCAAAAAACACAUUUCGGACCAUUUUUUUCUAUUUUCAUUUCUGAAACAAAAGUUAUUUGAGGACACUUUUUUAAAACGACAAUAGGACUCCUGCUGAACAAAGAUGUUACCGUUAUGAUAAAAACAUGCUAAACGCAAACAAAAAGCUAAAAUACUGCUUUCGGUUCAAUUUGUCAUCGCACAGUUAACCACGCAUUUUGCAUUUUGGAUGAACAUUUUUAUUUUUUUUUGUCUUUUUCUGGAAAAAUUAAACUCCAUGAAAGAAAAACAGCACAAAAUCUAAUUUUAUGGCACUAUUUUAAUGAAAAUCUGCCAUAUAUAAUUUUUUUUUAAAAUCGACAAACAGCUAUAAUUUUAUUUUUUGAUUUGCGUUUCAGAAUUCAGGACUCCUGCUGAAAAAAUAUGUUACCGUUAUGCUAAAAACAUGCUAAACGCAAAGGAAAAGCUAAAAUGGUCCGUGUACAUUCCGUUCAUUCUAUUUCCAAUUCUGAAACGCAAAUCAAAAAACUAAAUUAGGGCCGUUUUUUGAUUUCUAUUGUAUAUGGCAGGUUUUAAAACAAACAAAAAAGGGUUGAUUUUCGGUCUGUUCAUUCUAUUUCCAAUUCUUAAAUGCAAAUCAAAAAACACAUUUCGGACCAUUUUUUCUAUUUUCAUUUCUGAAACAAAAGUUAUUUAAGGACACUUUUUUUAAAACGACAAUAGGACUCCUGCUGAACAAAGAUGUUACCGUUAUGCUAAAAACAUGCUAAACGCGAAGGAAAAGAUAAAGUACUGCUUCCGGUUCAAUUUGUCAUCACACAGAUAAACACAUUUUGGAUGAACAUUUUUUUUUAGAUUUUUGUGUUUAUCUGGAAAAUGUUCAAUACAUAAAAGGAAAACAGCAGAAAAUCCAAUUUUAUGGCAAUAUUUUAAUGAAAAUCAACCCUUUUUAGUUUGUUUUAAAAUCUGCCAUAUAUAAUAAAAAGCAAAAAACGGCCCUAAUUUUAUUUUUUGAUUUGCGUUUCAGAAUUGGAAAUAGAAUGAACGGAAGGUACACGGACCAAAGAUGUAACCGUUGUGCUAAAAACAUGCUAAACGCAAAGGCAAAGCUAAAAUACUGCUUCCGGUUUAAAUUAUCACACAGAUAACCACGCAUUUUUGCAUUUUGGAUGAACGUAUAUUGGAUUUUUGUGUUUAUCUGGAAAAAUACACAUCCAUAAAAGGAAAACAGCACAAAAUCCAAUUUUAUGGCAAUAUUUUAAUGAAAAUGGUCCGUGGUCAUUCGAUUUCCAAUUCUAAAACCCAAAUCAAAAAACUAAAUUAGAGCUGUUUUUCAAUUUUUAUUAUAUAUGGCAGAUUUUAAGACAAACAAAAAAAGAGUUGAUUUUCAUUAAAAUAUUGCCAUAAAAUUGGAUUUUGUGCUGUUUUCCUUUUAUGGAUUUUAAUUUUUCCAGAUAAACACAAACAUCGAUUAUAUGUUCAUCCAAAAUGCAAAAAUGCGUGGUUAUCUGUGUGAUGACAAAUUAAACCGGAAGCAGAAUUUUAGCUUUUCCUUUGCGUUUAGCAUAUUUUUAGCAUAACGGCGAAAUGUAGCUGAGAUAGGCUCAAGCACCCCCGCGACCCCGAAAGGGACAAGCGGUAGAAAAUGGAUGGAUGGUAACAUCUUUGUUCGGCAAUAGUCCUAUUGUCGUUUUAAAAAAGUGUCAUUAAAUAGUUGUCCAACUUUUGUUUCAGAAAGGAAAAUAGAGAAAUGGCCCGAAAUGUGUUUUUUGAUUUGCAUUUAAGAAUUGGAACUAGAAUGAACGGAAGGUACACGGACCGUUUGGGUCAUUACAUUUCAUUUUCAUGAAUGGUAAGUGAAAAACAAAAAAACGGUUUUGGACGCUUUUUUUAAGCGCAAAAAUAUUAAUUGAAGGUUAAACACCUCCAACCUCAUUUUCAUCCUAAAAUAAUCAUUUUUAAAAAAAUCUUAUUUUUAACAAAAAUGAACAUCAUAUAAGUCAACAAAAAGUCAAAAAAUAGAUGAGUUCUCAUGACCCUGACACCGGAAGUUACUAUUUGAAGCCAAAUGUGUGGCACGUGAAAAAAACUACAGUGUUGAAGAACAUCGAAGAACUUUUCUCUACAGGCCAGUCCGCGGUCUGCAAAUAGCAACUUCGAGUUCCAUUGUUAUGAUAUGAAUGAACACUCGGGGUGUGUCAUUUGUUUUUGGUCUGUUUCAGAAUUAGAAAUACUUUAAUAAUCUCAGAGGGGAAAUUAAGUUUAUUUUUGUUACUGCUGACUUCUUAUUUUGUUGUGUGAAAUUUAUAAAAUGAAAAUAAAACCGUUUUUUACAAGUUAUUGUUUUCGACUCUGAAAAAAAGGAUUUGUUCUAAAGAAAAAUUAUAUUUUAAAAUAAAAUUCAAAUUAACCAAUCGUUUUGAUUUUUUAUCAAUUUCCAUUCAUGAAAAAAAAUAGGUGCCACAUGAUUUUUUUUUUUUACAUUUCAACUUAAAAUAAGUGAUUCUUUAUAAAACGUAAAAAGCUAGCUAACAAGCUAAGUGUUACCAUGUGUUGCUACUAGGCACUUUUCCUGUAUUAUUGUGUAGUAUCAAAUAAUAGACACACUUACAUGUUAUGUAUCAGUAUAAAAAACAACGUUUUUUUUAUUGAACGGCUAAGU